AUGGCAUCAAGCGGACGUAAUGAGGUGCGACUACCGGACUAUGAGCCGCUGGGAAAUGAGGUCGACGAGCCUGAACUAGAGCCGUCGUCCCCAAGGGCGGCCUCACAUCGAAGAACCGUGAGCAAUAGGGGAGACGAAACCCACGAAGCACUGGAGUCACAGGAGAAACAGACACUCAGUUCGCCGGAUUGGUUUGCUUGGGAGUUGGCUGGAGUCGUGGUUUCCGCUGCCAUCCUCGCUGCAAUGAUCUGUCUACUCGCCGUCUACGACCAACAGCCCCAGCCCGGCUGGCACUAUUCCUCGUUGAACUCGAUCGUUGCGUGGCUCAGCACUCUCUCCAAGGGGAGCCUCUUGUUCGCCGUGGGUGAGAUGAUUGGACAGCUGAAGUGGGUGUGGUUCGCACAGCAGAAGCGACCGCUGAUAGACUUGCGCUCCUUGGACUCUGCCAGUCGCGGUCCUUGGGGAAGUCUGGGGCUCCUUUGGACCCUGCGUGCCCGACACUUUGCAAUUCUGGGUGCUCUCGCAUUCAUUCUCGCCUUGGGGUUCGAUCCAUUUUCUCAGAAUAUGAUCCAUACCUAUCCCAACAUGGUCACAGACCCUCUGGGAACAGCAUUACUGGCCAAUGUCUCCGUAUACAAUACUUCGGGGCCCCAGAUGUACGACGAUUCGUUCACAUUUGUCGAUCCCGUGCUCAAAGCUAAUGUGUACAAUUCACUCUUCAACAACGACCAAACCCGGACUUGGGCCAUCCCACAGUAUUCCUGCCCCUCGAGCAACUGUACAUGGGAUCCAAUAGCCUCGCUUGAGAUCCGCUCCCUUUGCGCUAACAUAACAAGCUACCUGACGACCUCAUGCUCUAGCAUCCCCAGCAAUGCCUCCCUAGGUGAUACAAAUUGUACUAUAGCCCUCCCGAAAAGCAAUGUGUCGGCAUGGUACAUGCCUGGUGUACCCCAACUCACUCCAUUUAUUGUUGAGGGAGUAGGUUUUGCGGAAGCCUUGGUGUAUACCAACGCCAGCAUAUAUGCCAUCCAAUACAUCGCCCCACGAGCCAAUAUUUCCCUAAUUGAGCAAGGGAGCCUGGAUAACCAGUCCCACUGGGAGGCCACCGAAUGUUCCAUUGAGCCGAUAGUGCGAAGCUUCCGUGCGUCGGUUUCCCAGAACACCUAUAGUGAUGAGACCCUUGCUGUAUGGAACAAUGCAACGUUGCAAGCAACUGCUCUCUCCCCGAGUCUUCCUAUCGGAGUCUAUCUUACCCCGUCAUCAUGGGGCACCGAUCUUGGCGUGCAGCAGUCCGGGAAUGGCUCCACGUCCUUCGUGCUGGGUGCGGUGGCUGACACCUCCAUUACUGCUUUUCUGGAAGCCCUCUUCUCGGGACAAGCCGUCCGCAGCACGACACAGCUGGAGUUUAUUCCAGAUGUAGAGGCACAUUUCGGAGCUUUAGACCUCUAUGCUGGAUCAGAUGUACUCCAAGCGCUGGGGAUGGGAAAUAUCACAGGCUGCAGUGACAACCUCGCCGACCGGCUGACCUGUGCCAUGGAGAACGUUGCCGUGGCAAUCACAAAGACCAUACGCGAUUCGGCAUACGUAGCGGACCCCGCGACGGCGGCCAUGGCAUCCGGACAAAGCAUGAUCAGCGUAACGUAUAUCACCGUACAUUGGCGGUGGGUGGUUCUCCCUCUGGUGGUCUGGAUCUUGGGGGCGGUGUUGGUAAUUGGGACUCUUUGGAAAACGCGUCGAGCACGGGUACCUGCUUGGAGAAAUGAUGUUAUGCCUCUCUUAUCCCUUUCUCAGGCCGAGGGUUGGCGGGAGUCGGAUGCGUCGUUGGAGGGGGCAGCUGGACGGGUGAGUAGUCCUAUGAUGGCAAGACUGUAUGAGGAAAAUGGCCGAGUCUUUCUUGGUCGCUAG
Molecule: messenger RNA, 1905 nt
Organism: Aspergillus sclerotioniger CBS 115572
Lineage: Eukaryota; Fungi; Ascomycota; Eurotiomycetes; Eurotiales; Aspergillaceae
Product: DUF3176 domain-containing protein
Exons: 2
Coding region: 1-1905 (634 amino acids)
Source: RefSeq, a predicted model, not a curated record